Syngnathus typhle (broad-nosed pipefish) is the source of this 5023-nucleotide messenger RNA. RefSeq names its product IgGFc-binding protein-like. Lineage: Eukaryota; Metazoa; Chordata; Actinopteri; Syngnathiformes; Syngnathidae. Bases 674 to 4993 code for a protein of 1439 amino acids. The transcript is spliced from 12 exons. The record is from RefSeq and is a predicted model, not a curated record.
UGAUGUUAAGGCAUAUGAGAUAUGUGUGCAAUCCCCGUCCCCUCUUCUCUCAGCGUUCCUCUGCCCAGUAAAUAGCCAUUACGAAGCCUGUGGGACAGCCUGCCCUGCUACCUGCGAGGCCCGCUUCAAUUCCGUCUGCACUGCAGCAUGUGUGGAAGGAUGCCAGUGUGACCCCGGGUUUCUUCUUCACGGUGGCACCUGUGUGACCCCAUCCCAGUGUGGCUGUACAUACAACGGACGCCAUUACCGCAACAACGAAACCUUUUGGGCUGAUGAGGCGUGUACCCGACAGUGCAUCUGCAACGGCCAGAUCCAGUGCCAUGAUGCUUAUUGUCAUGAUGAUGAGUGUUGUGGUCUUGAAAAUGCAGUCAGAAGCUGUGUGCGGCGUAAUUAUACCAAGUGCCGCUACAGUGGUCAUCGUGUGCUCACCUUCGACAAGCGCGAAUAUAAUUUCCUUGGCACCUGCCGGUAUCAGUUACUGGGCAUCUGUGGACAACGGCAAUGCCUUGAUGUCAUCAAAGUUGAUGUGCAGACGGAUGCAUUUAAUCAGUCAGCGCAAAUUAUCUGGGUUAGCAUAAAUAACCAACAACUACAACUGGACAGCAGCAAUCAAGAAAGCAUCGAGGUUGAUGGUACAAAGAGGAAGAUUCCGUUUAAUGCCAACGGAACUACAAUGGUGUUUUCUUUAGGGCUGCGUACUUAUGUCUCGUCGACAUUCUUCUUGUUAAGUAUGAGCAAAGAAGGGGUGAUAGUCAUUCAUCUCUCCAGUAAAUAUGCCAAUGCUACUUGCGGCCUGUGUGGUAACUUCAAUUUGGAUCCUGCUGAUGACCUCACAGCGAAUGGCACACAAGAGCAUCUCACUCCAGAACAAUUUGGAAAUGCUUGGAGAAGCGGACAAAACCAGUGGUGUGUGGAAGGUUGUCUAGGUGGAAGUUGUCCAAAUUGUUCAUCUGAAGCUUUGGACCGCUUCUCUGACCCAGCGGCUUGCGGGAAGAUUCUGGAAGUUAAUGGACCGUUCAGACACUGUCAUAGCAAAGUGGACCCUUCCGGCUUUUACAAGAGCUGCGUCAGUGACCUGUGUCUUUAUGGAGAUGUGCAGCCUGCCCUGUGCCGUUCCUUGGCAGAGUAUGCUGAUGCCUGCCUCCAUCGCAGGGCUGUAGUUGAUGCGUGGAGGAGCGCUGACUUUUGCUAUAAUGCAUGUCCGUCCAAUACCAGCUACAACGCAAGUCACUCACCUCUUGACAUUUGCCUCGGCGGGCUCAAUAUGACAAUUGAGAUCCCGCCAAACAUUGGGGAGGACUGUCUCUGUGGGCCAGGUUUAGCCCACAGUGGAAGGAACUGUGUCCAUCCAGCCAACUGCGGCUGUUGGGACAGAAAUGGAGAAUACGUCUUGCCGGGACAGGAGAAGUCCACAUGUGAGCAACGGUGUGUUUGUCAUCCCGGUGGAAACUGGACUUGUGUUAACGUGUCAUGUAGCCAGGAUGAAGAAUGUACGCUUAUCAGCGGUAUUGAAAGUUGCCACCCCAAAGCUAAAAUGGCCGACUGCCAUAUUAACGGAUCUCGGUUGAGUACAUUUGAUGGACACGUUUUUGAAUUUAACGCCUCAUGCAACUACACUCUGGUUCAAAUGUGCAAGAAUCUGACUGUGGCGCCACUUUUGAUUGCUGUGUAUGGUAACCAUGGUGAAGUCAAACAGAUUUACCUACAAGUCAAUCAUAUGACCUUGAAGAUGUCAAGUGCUCAACCUGAAGAAAUUCAAGUGAAUGAAGUUCAAAUGAACCUUCCAUUCUCAGGGAACAAUGUAAUUGUGGAUCAGAAAAAUCAAUGGAGGACUAUCAAGGCUGCACAUCUGGUGGAGAUUAUUUCUGACCUUCGCAACUACGUCGAGGUCAAGCUAGCAAAUACUUAUAACCAGACAUGUGGCCUCUGUGGGAACUACAACGACGAUCCCUCAGAUGACAUGCAGCUACCCAAUGGCACUGCUGUCUCAGAUCCUGCCGUCUUUCAGCAAUCAUGGCAGAUGUCAGGCUGCAACGAAACAUGCGACAGCACCUGCCAACGUUGUCGAUCCCCUGUGCCAGAGUAUACCUCUGACCUGUAUUGCGGCCUUCUUAUCCAGCCAAAGGGACUAUUCUCCUCUUGUCACAACUCAACAUGCCCUCAGAAAUAUUACAACAUGUGCCUGACUAACCUCUGUCUUGCAGAGGGACAAAAGCAAACUUUAUGUGAGGCAUUGGAAGUGUAUGAGGCGGCAUGCAAAGUAGCCGGCGUCAAUGUUGACCCUUGGAGGAACAUCACAGGUUGUGAGCAAAAAUGCCCGCAGUUCAGCCAUUUCAGUCAGUGUGCCAACAGUUGCUCCGCCCUCUGUCCUGAGAUCGGCGUUGCUUUGCAGUGUCCCAAACACUGCGAGGAAGGAUGCGAAUGUGAUGCGCAUCACUUUUAUAACGGCCAAGCCUGCGUCCCAGCGGAGGAGUGUGGCUGCAUGCAUGAAGAGAGGAGACUGAAGGCCUCUGAAAGCAGACUUCUACAAAACUGCACUCUGAACUGCACCUGUGGGCCUCCACUUAUUUGUGAGGAACACAAAUGUCCACCACUGCACAGUUGUACGCUUUUGGAUGGAAUAGCUGGCUGCCACAAAGAUGAACAAGACAAAGAUCCCUGUGAGGCCAAGUGUGACAACUCAACUGAGCGGUGCUACCUGAGCAACAGUGAAGUAGUUUGCCAGAGACUCCCGGGUCUGUGUUGGAACUGGGGAAGCCAGCACUACCACACCUUCGAUGGAUUCAACUACGACGUCCAGGGUACCUGCACCUAUCUGCUUUCAGGCAGCAAAGGUUCAGCAGGUGGAGCAACACCUUUCAUGGUCUCAAAGAAGAGUGACUGCAAAGAAGUGUCCUCCACGCAAGAGCUGACCGUACAAGCGUAUGGGUUUGUUGUCACAUUUGCUGACAAGGAUAGCGUAAAUGUAAACGGUCAAGUAAAUUACAUCCCGGUUACUCUGCUUGGGGGUAAGAUUGAGGUUUCAAACAAAGAAGGCAUAACACGGCUGAAGACUGACUUUGGGCUGCAGGUAGUGUUUGACUGGAAUAACACAAUUCUUCUAAUGCUGGAGCCCAACUAUAAGGAGAUUGUCUAUGGUUUGUGUGGCAAUUUUAAUAGCCAUCCCCAAGACGACUUUGCCUUAUAUUUCGACGGAUCCCCUCCCGCUAACACCAGUGCGGAGUUGGCUAAAGCUUACCGUGUUUUUGAUGGUGAACGUAACUGUUGCACUGGUUGUGAAAAGAAGCCAUUGGAUAACAAUACGUUACUGGAAGAUAUGCCGAAAGGAGUCGCAUUCGCUCAGAAAAGUCACUGUGACGAUCUUCUUGAUCUAACUGGACCCUUUGCACAUUGUCACAGUCAUGUUAACCCGGACUCCUUUUAUCAAAGUUGUGUGGCUGACCUCUCGCAAGGAAGGUCUCCAGCUUCUCUCGAACAAGCCGCAACAUCCUAUUCUGUCAUUUGUAAAGAGUUUGAGGACUACGUGCCCCCAGAGCCGACAGUCGAUGUUAGAUGUCCGCCAAACAGCCAUUAUAAGACUUGUGGCUCCGCCUGUCCUUCAACUUGUCACUUGAAAGAGAGACUCUGCAUUGCAGUUUGUGUCCAAGGCUGCUUCUGCAACCCUGGUUUUAUCAGUAGUCCAGAGGGUUGCGUCCCACCGAAGCAGUGUGGUUGCACAGACCCCACAGGCAAAUACCACCGCCACGACUCGACUUUCUGGAUCCCAGAUGACUGCGGCCAACUUUGCAUCUGUAAACCAGGAGGUAUUAAAUGCAAACCAGCUCAGUGCCCUAAAGGAACGUUCUGCAAGAGACUCCCCAACAAAAGAAUGUGUCAAGCUGACAAAUCGCUGAACUGUAGUAUUGUCAAUGGGCGGCACUUCACAUCCUUUGAUGGACAUCAUUAUGACUUUAGGGACAACUGUGCAUGUAUUUUAGUUCAAACAAACGCCAAUGUAAAUGGAUUGGAACCAUUCAGAAUCACUAUCUCCGACUCAAGUUGCCACAACAGAUUGUUUCACAGCCAGACUCUAACACUGACCAUCUACAAUUUGGAGGUAGUAGUUGGCAAAGACCCCAAUGAAGUUCUUGUCGAUGGACUACAUAAGGUUCUACCAUACUCGCACCAUUCAGGCCGUUUCACUGCCUAUCCAACACCUUCAUCUCUAGUUGUUCAUGUUGAUAUGGGAUUGCAGGUGAUUGUCUAUAAAAGUGUCACCAUGGUAGUUGUCCUCCCGAGCAGUUACGACUCGUACGUCGGCGGUCUCUGCGGGAAUGCCAACUCUGAUCCUUAUGAUGACCAAAUGAUGCCAGAUGAAGAGGGAGCUGAAGAUACACUGAAGUUUGUUCACAGCUGGAGGUUGGGAGGAGCGAUGGCUUGCAGGUCAAGCUGCACUUCCAGACCAACUCGUGUCUGUCAACUCAAAGGCAGUCUGCACGUCUCCACUUUCGACGGGCAGCAGCUGAGCUUGGCUCCGCAAACUCCUUACAAACUAAUGGCCCUUUGCGACCAAACCAAUGAAAAUUGGUUCAGCUUCAUUUCUUACUAUGGACACUGCUACGGGAGUGGUACCAGGCUUGUCACGGUGUUCCAUGUCCUCCUUGUGGGAUUCUCAGUUGUCAUCCAGGAUGGCAUUGUGGAGGUGAAUGGACAGCUUGUGCCUCUGCCUUACUCUUUGCCUAUAGGGGUGUCCUUGUCAUUUGGCGUGCCCAAUGACAAGUCCGAGUUGGUGGUGGUUCUAAACAAGGACGAAGGACUGGAAACAGCGUUGGAAAUGAAGAUCGGCAUCACUUCUGCCAUGAUCAAGGCAAGUCCUUGGUACACUGGAAACUUAUGUGGAAUCUGUGGAAAAAUAACUGACCCCUCCUCGGAUACACUGGUCAAGCCUUGGGCUCUCCCAGAUUUUCAAGGCUGCCGCGAACUCAGAAUUGGCAGCGUUGAUCUCAAUUGGUGAUGUACAUUAAAAAUGUAUUUUUUGAAAAGU